CGAAUGUAUUAUAGACAUAUUACAGAAAAUUUUUGAACAUCCAUUUGCACACAGUGGAUACGAGAAAAAUAGGGCGCAUGCUCGGCCCCUCGUGAAUGGAGUGUGAUAUAGAAAAUAAGGAAAGAAUAAUUGCUUGCCGUCACUCUCUCUAAAUUCUCAAGGCUUCUUCAGUCGCUGGCCAAAAGUCAAACGAGAUUGCUGCAAUAUUUAGAACAUCUUCGGUCACGCGCGCGUAAAAGGAAUCGACUUUAGAAACAUUCUCUGUGUAUAUAUGGAAAUAAAAUAGAAAUAAAUAGUGUUAUAGAGAAACUGACCGAUCGCUACAAUACACUGUCUCAAGUUACCCCACUACCUUUUCUUUAACUUAUAACCAGAAAACCACCCCUUUGAGUCAAUGUGCGGUGUCUUCUCUUCAACGUAGACUUAACUCAUACCAUUCUUUUUGUUGACUAGCUUUGAUACCAAGGAGUUAUCCUUAUAUAGUGUCGCUUCAGGAAGUUAAACCAUAUCUAAGCGGACUCUCUUACUGUGCGGACCGAAUAUAAUUUGUGUAUCGAGUCUUAAGGAAAACUGAUAGUUUUCGUGAACAGUAAGAAUCUGACGUUUCAACGGAAAAUAUUAUGAGGAACUUUGAAAAGUUUUUUCGAUUGGACCCGUACGUAAAGUGAAUAUUUGAUUCCAAAUGGACUAAUAAAAAAAAAAGAUUUAAAACAAAAAAAUAAAAAUAAAAAAUAAAAUCGAAAUGAAAUGAAAGUGAAAAGAGAAUUUACUUAAUUUUAACAAUUUAAAUAAAAUAAAUAAAUGAAUCAGUGAAAUUAAAAAAAGGAAAAAAUUUAAAUUAAGUUAAUUAAAAAUGUUUAAAUAUUUUGUUAAAAUUAAAUAUUCGUAUUGUUUUAAAUUGAAAAAUGCUCAUCUUAGACGAUUCAGUGUAUAUUGUAGCAGUACUAAUGUAAAACAAUGAUAAUUUACGAAAUCGAUGUUUCAUAACAACAUCAUCAUUACGGAUUUGUACAUUUAUUUUGAUAAAACGUGAAUACAAACAAAUGAGGAAAUUUUAAGGGUUACAAUUUUAUGAACAUUAAUUGAAGUGUAAAAAAAACUGAAGUAGGUGUUUCUCGUGUUUGAACUUAAUACCUAUUGCUGGGAGAGGAAAAAAAAAGGAGUGAAAUGUGUGUCGUAAACAUUUUUUUAAUAACAUUUUAAACCGAACAUUGAUUGUGAUGAACUAUGAGCUCAUAGGAUAUAAUACUGUCUUGGAUUUCAUUAACGGAUUUGUAACCUUUGACAACGCCAUACACAUCAUAUUUUUACUUUACGAUUAGCAUCACUGUCAGGUUCAUGCAAUGGCAGGGGAACUCGUAUAAGGCCGGGUUAAGAGAGAGGCAUUGUUGCUUUCAAGUAGAAGGGGAAUACAUUGGUAUUGCAAGAGAGUAUUUUUUAUCGUCUUUUACGUGUAAGCAACAUAGCAAUAGGUUAAAGUAUACGAGAGUAGGGAGAAAAUCUCCCACUUUAAUGGGCUUUAAGCCAAUAAAGUCUGGUGAUUCUUAUGAUGUCAUCAGAGGAGGACACAGACAGUUUUGGAUUGUACGGAGAUAAGUUACUGAAGAAAACAAAACGAGCCAGACAACGCGUAGACGCGGGCGAACCAAGAAAUAGUUAUUCUUCUAUACCGAAUUUUAGUUCGCGGCCUUCCCUCAUGAGUGGAGGUAUAUACGGGGCUAUUUAUAGCCAAAAUCAACAACAUUUUGGAUUAUUUAGUCCAGGCGGUUACGGUACGACAAAAAUGUUAAACGAAUUAUUAGCAAGACAAGUGAAACAGGCCCAAGACGCUAGUGGUCCGGAUAAUGCAAUAAUGCAACAAACAACGUUAGAAGGUGCUACAAAUUCUGACGGUAAUAAAAUUUGUUUUGAAAGUGCAAAUGCACUUUCAUCACCGGCUAUACGACGUGGUAGUUCGACACCACCUCAACCUAGUGAUUUAGCGCAUCAUAUGUUGCGGAAUAUAUUACAAGGGAAAAAGGAAUUAAUGGCACUCGAUCAAGAAUUGUGUGCUGCCAAUCACAACAAUAGUGCGAUAAGUGUUGAAAGAUCGUCACCAGAUAAUAACAAUAGUAUUAGCAAAAAUAAUAACACAAACGGCAGCAGUAAUAACAUUGUGAAACAAGAAGUGAAUAUUAAAAGUGAAUCGGUGGGUGAAUUGAACGAUAAUGACUUAGGUGUUAAUAGUAGUGGAAAUAUAUCACGAAAUGGAAACAGUGGUACACAACAAAUGAAUCACGAAAUAUCGCGGCAUAAUUUAGAUUGUGCGGAUGAAAGUGCUCAAAGUGGUAUGCAGAAUCGUUUGAAACAUUUGGAUGGACAGAACAUUUCCAACAACAAUAUAUCGAAAAACAACCAUGACGACAUCAUGGACGACGAUAUGGUGUGUUUGAACUCCAGAUCGGAUUCGGAAAAUUCGUUGUCGUCUAUGCCCGGAUCGGACGAAAAUUUACUGAAUUCGAAAGAGGAUUUGGACAUGGAAUUGCAACAAAUUGAUAAAGCGACCACUGCCUCACCCAAUUUGAUGUCCGGUAAAAAUGAACCAGUUGCUCUUGAUAUGAAACGAGCCCGUGUCGAAAAUAUCGUUUCGACAAUGCGCUCCAGUCCCGGGCUAUCGUCCAAUCAGCCACAGGUGAAUGGAUGUAAAAAACGAAAAUUAUACCAUCCUCAACAACAUGACAAUAGUGCUGCUGAGCGAUAUGCUGCUGUUGCGGCUGGAUUGAAUUUGGGCCUACACAUUCAAAGCCUUAUGUUAAACGAUGACGAAGAUGACGAUGAUCACCCACAGAUUCAUCAGAAACGUGUGGAAAAGAAUGCUCUGGAAUCGCAAUUACGUUCAAUGCAAGAGAAAUUGGCUGAAAUGCAACAGAAAUAUGUGCAAUUGUGUAGUAUCAUUGAACACACUCCAGAAACUCAAGAGAUUGACGAUACAGCUAGUGAUAUUGUUGAGACUUUGCCCGAUCAAAUUAAAGAUUCGCCCGACAAAAGUUCGUCAAAUGCUCAUUCGCUGCCAUCGUCGCCAGCGCUAUCGCCAAUGAAGGAAAUGCCAACAACACCGAAAUCAAAUCACAAUGCCACCAAUAUGUUAUCGCAAGUUAUGGGUAAAAUGAUAUCAUCCAAAUUGCAUUCACAAUUGACACCUCAGGCUCAUUUGCCUCCCGGAUUUAAUGGCGGUUUGCCAUUACUUCAGCAUAUAACUCACGGUGGACCACCUGUUAUCAAUUCGCAUGAUCAUCCGAUUCAACAUCCUCAUGCGCAACAUUCACAUCAUGCCUUCAAUAAUGCCGCAGCAAUGUACUUGGGACAAAAGUUUUUCAUGGAUCAAGAGGCUCGAAUGCAAAAAGAAAAUGCUGAACAACAAGAAAGAAUGCAACAGCAACAACAGCAGCAGCAGCAGCAACAACAACAGCAACAGCAAUUACAACAACAGCAACAGCAUCAACAGCAAGAACGCCAGCAGGUACAACAACAAAUGGCACAACAACACCAACCACCACAACAACAGCAAAGUAGUUCUCAAAAUACAUCACCACAAACCCAUCACUCUCCACAACAGCAACAGCAACAACCAUCCUCAUUGCAACAAUCACCGCAAAUUCCGAAAGGUUCCACUGUUCCAUCAGACCUAUCAGAUCGAUUGAAUAUAAUGCGAUCAAAUCCCAAUUCAAUGGGUUCGGUGUCUAACAACAACGAUUUUGAAGGACUUGCCUCAGGACUCGCUGAUGUUUUGAAAACUGAAAUCACAGCUUCUCUAACGAACUUGGUGGAUUCGAUUGUUACACGAUUUAUACAUCAACGAAGAUUCCUGAACAAGCAGACGGAAGCGGCUGCCGCUGCUGCUGAACAACUGAACAAAGAUUUGAUGAUGGCUACACAAAUGCUCGAUCGCAAGUCACCACGUACAAAACAGUCGGAACGAGCGAACAACGUUCAAGCAGGUAAUGGCCCAGUUUGUAGUAAUGCUAAUAUUAGCAACAGUAGCAAUCAAUCAAUAAAUUCAUUAAGUCACGUCAAUUCACUGAUGAAUCAAAAUAACGGUCCCAGAUUAAAUGGCAAUGCUUUUCCACCGAUAGGAAUGCCAAUGCAUUUAAACGGGCCUCCACUUGAUAAUAAUACCAAUAUGAACAAUAUGAAUAUGCCACCUCAUGUACGUCCUUCGCCCACAGCGGCAAUGUUUCAGGCACCUAAACCUCCGCAAGGCAUGAACUCCGUAGCAGCUGCAGCGCUAUACAAUUCGAUGAACGUACUUGGUGGUCAUCCGAUAGUGAAUCCCUUCUGUAAACCAGAAAUACGAGAACAUAAUCCAGAGCAAAAUGAAGCAUUGAGUUUGGUUGUUGCGCCGAAGAAAAAGCGUCAUAAAGUCACCGACACCCGAAUCACGCCACGAACAGUCAGUCGUAUUCUAGCUCAGGACGGCAUUGGACCGCCACCCGGCUCAAUGGACCAAUGCAACAACAGCAAUAAUAACUUGAAACCGUACAAUCCACCAGCCAGUACACCAUCGGACAGUCCAUCGUCCCGAUCAUCAUAUCAUGCGCCACCAUCAUCAAUGAUGCCCGUUUCAUUACCCACAUCAGUUGCUAUACCAAAUCCAUCGUUGCACGAAUCCCAAGUAUUUUCACCGUAUAGCCCAUUUUUCAAUCCACACGGGCCUCACGGACCACACACACCACAAGCAGCCCAACUGCAUCACAUGAAAAUGUCAUCGAGUCCACCCGGCUAUGGAGGCAUGAUGGAUCCGAGAGAUUCACCACCACUACCUCAUCCACCAACGAUGCUGCAUCCAGCAUUAUUGGCGGCCGCACAUCAUGGCAGCUCACCCGAUUACGCUCAUAUGAGAGCUGCUAUGGAUGCAAAUGACAGAAAUUCGGAUUGCAAUUCAGCGGAUAUUACGUAUGAAGGAAUUCAACCUACUAUAUCCUUUUCAAAUGAUCCAUACUUACAAGCUGUAAAUUCCUUAACUUCGAUGCACUCUGCAACAUUGACACCGAUGCACCUCAGAAAGGCGAAGCUGAUGUUCUUCUGGGUGAGAUAUCCGAGCUCACAAGUGCUGAAGAUGUAUUUUCCAGAUAUAAAAUUCAAUAAGAACAAUACCGCACAAUUGGUGAAAUGGUUCUCGAAUUUUAGAGAAUUCUAUUAUAUUCAAAUGGAGAAGUAUGCCCGACAAGCGGUCAGUGAAGGCGUUAAAAGUGCUGAUGAUCUUCAUGUUAGCGGUGAUAGUGAAAUUUAUCGUGUGCUCAAUUUACACUACAAUCGGAAUAAUCACAUUGAGGUAUGCAGAAAUCAGGUACCGCAGAAUUUCCGAUUUGUAAUCGAGCAAACGUUACGUGAAUUUUUCCGAGCUAUUCAAGGCGGUAAAGAUACUGAACAAUCAUGGAAAAAAUCCAUAUACAAAGUGAUAUCGAGAAUGGAUGAUCCUGUUCCGGAAUAUUUCAAAUCCCCCAACUUUUUAGAGCAACUGGAAUAGACGAUUUAAUAAAAUAAUAAUAAAAAAAACUAACAAAAUAAAAAACACAAAAUUUAAAAAAUACAAAUUAACAAAAUUAUAAAUUACAAAAAAAUUAUAUUUAUAAAAACAACAACUUUUGUGGUUCCUAUAAAGUAGUGUGCUUACGUCCAAAAAAGCGACUGCAAUUAUCGACGAUAUACUCGCGUUUAGGCCUUCAUUUCAAAAAGUAAAAAAUAAUGGAAAAAAAUAUUAACCAAAAAUUAAGAUUUUAAAAACAGUUUAAAGAAGAAGACACAAAAUUUAAAACCGAAAAAAAAGAAAAAUUUAAAUUAAAAAAAACCAAAAUUCAUUCAAAUCGUCAAAACUUCAUCACACACACACACCUUCAAAAUUGAAAGAAAAAGAAAAACAAUAAAAACGGAUCCAUUUUUUAGUUGAAAUAUAUCACAUAUAGAUGACAACACAGCAACAACUACAAAUAAAAGAAACUACAGCCGCAACAGAAUAACCAAAGAACAAACAACAAAAAAAAAUUCACACAACAACAUGUGCAUUGCUUGGAAAUGUGCACCUCAAAUCAACAAUCGAAGCAGAUUAAAAUAAAAAAAAGAAGAAAAACAACAAAAAAUGAAAAACUACAAUAUCCUAAAAUACAUAGCCAAUGGACUUAACAUUUUAGAAUUAUUAUGGUUUACGUCAAGUGUAAACUGUAUUGCAAAGCAACAGCGUUUUUUCAACUUUAACAAACAAAUAAAAAACAUUUUAUAUUAACAAAAAAGAAGAAGAAGAAGAAUACAAAAAAUAUGAAAAUAACAUUAAGUAUUACAAAAAUAUAUUGUUUUUUGUUGUUUGAAAGGUCAAAAGAAAGAAAAAAUUGAAAAGAAAUUAAAAAUUGAAGAUAAAGGGAAGAAAAAAAAACAUUUAUAUUAUUAAAAAGACAAAAAAAUGCAUAAUCUUAUCAUCAACAUUAGAUUCCCUGAAAAAAUUUAUUUAACAAAAAAAAGUAAAUUAUAUUGUAUCAAAACAAACAAAAAAAAUUAAUAAUUAAACAAAAAACAAUAAAUUAAAUUUAAAGUAACCAAAAAAAAAAACAAACGAAAACAACCGUUUACAGUAAAUAUUGAAAAUAUGUCAUGUUUAGGAUAGUUUUGUAUUUAACCAAAAUGAAAAAACAAAAAAACGAAAAAAAUAUUAAUGAAACGAAAACUUAAGAUGAAGCGAACUAAUUUUCCAUUCCUUAUUUUAUAAUCAAAAAAAUUAUUUUUUUUGUUUUCUUGAAGUAUUGAUUCGAGUUGAUUAAUUGGACAAUGAACUGCUUGUAAAUAGUUAAAUAAAAUUUCGAUCGCCUAGUUUUGCUGCGGGCUGCAGUUUAUUUGUUAAUUAAUUAUUUUUAUUUUACUAAACAAAAAUAUUUGUGAAUUGAUUUCUUUAAAUAAAAAAAAAAAUUAUUUUCCUAAUUUAAUCUACGAAUUUUUGUACAAAAAACAAUUAUUUUUUUACUUUAUUUUAAAAAGAUUUUUUUAGUUUAAUUUUUCUCCCUUCUUUAAAAUUACUUCGCUUCAUUUUGGAGCAUAUUUAAAAAAAAAUCCAACAACGAAAUUCUAGUAAAUAAUAUUUUUGAAAUAUAAAUUUUUACUACGAAUUUAGAGAGUAAUAUGGUGAGAUCCUGUUUAUUUAAAAAAAAGAAAUAUUUUUUUUUAAACAAUCGUGAAAUUUUCGUGUCCAAGUAAAUUUUAUUUGUUACUAUGAUUUGAAGGAUUUUUUUUUCUUCUUCAAUCAAAUCCAAAAAUCCGUUUUGACACCGAAUAAAAAGAAAAGAAAAUGUAAACAACCAAUAACUCAUUCCAAUUAUUGCAGUUAGUAAAUUGUUUUCGAAUAUUUUCAAAAUGGCUGAAUAUUUUCACAAUUUUACUAGUAGUUGUCCCAAUUAAUGAUUUUAUAAAAAAUAUAUUUCUUCUCUUUUCGGUCUAUUAUCUCAGUAAAUUUGCGAUGAAGAGGAAGAAUGAAAAAAGUGAAAUAAAAUUUUCGUUUCAAAAUUUUAUUAACUUUCAGUGAUAAACAUUUCUAAAACGAUUAGUAGAAGAAUCAGAAAAGAUGUCCAAAUUUUUUCGGUAGAGUAAAAAAUUCAACCAUUUUGAGUGAUUUUCGAAUAAGAAAAUCUAUGAAACUCAUUAAACCAUUGGCCGAAUUUCUCAAUUUUCUUUUACUUUUUCUCGGAGGAUUAAUAUUGACAUAAUCAAACAAAGAAAAGAAAAUUAUUUCCCAUCAGAAAACUCCGAUUGUAAUAAGAAAUAAAAUUGACUUGACAUAAAAAUUACACGAACAAGUGGCAUGACAUAACCAUAAAAGCAAAAGAAACCAUUACAAACAAACAAGUAAAAAAGGAAAAUGCUCUUCUUCAACAAAGUUUAUAUAUUGUAAAUAGUGUGUCCUUCGUUGUUUCCAAGAAGAUUAUUUGACAUGGAAAACUAAGACAAAA
Bradysia coprophila is the source of this 7967-nucleotide messenger RNA. RefSeq names its product homeobox protein prospero (gene pros). Lineage: Eukaryota; Metazoa; Arthropoda; Insecta; Diptera; Sciaridae. Gene Ontology annotation, biological process: regulation of transcription by RNA polymerase II. The record is from RefSeq and is a predicted model, not a curated record. Gene Ontology annotation, cellular component: nucleus. Gene Ontology annotation, molecular function: RNA polymerase II cis-regulatory region sequence-specific DNA binding; DNA-binding transcription factor activity, RNA polymerase II-specific.